Molecule: messenger RNA, 1487 nt
Organism: Abrus precatorius (Indian licorice)
Lineage: Eukaryota; Viridiplantae; Streptophyta; Magnoliopsida; Fabales; Fabaceae
Product: E3 SUMO-protein ligase MMS21
Exons: 7
Coding region: 103-840 (245 amino acids)
Biological process (GO): double-strand break repair via homologous recombination; protein sumoylation
Cellular component (GO): Smc5-Smc6 complex; nucleus
Molecular function (GO): SUMO ligase activity; zinc ion binding
Source: RefSeq, a predicted model, not a curated record
UAGAAAGAACCACGAAACGAAGCGUUUUUGGCGGACUUGAAUUUGCUGAAUCGAGGAUCCCUCCAAACUUCCCCGGUAUCGGAGAUUCGGAGAAGCUGAAGCAUGGCAGCAUCUACUUCACACGGCGGCGGCGCCGCCCGAUUAAGGAACGCUGCUACAACCUUCUGCUCCGACACUCAGCCUCUCAUUGCUGAUAUCCGAAAAACCGUGCUUCUCAUGAAGGAAAUCGCAGUUCAAUUCGAGAAGGAAAACCUUUCUGACAAGGUGAAGGAGUUGGAAGAUGCGGUUGUUGAGUUAGUAGGUUUAUCGGAAAUCAGUGUGCAUUUUUCUUCUGCAGUUCAAGGUUUUGCGAAUACUUACCAGCCUCGAGAACAGUUGACUAAUUUUAAUAAGUUGUUUGAGGAUGAACUUUCCAAGUUUAAGGCCAACUCUGCAUCAGAUCUUUAUAAAAAUCCUUUAAUUCGCCAAUUUAAGGAAGCAGUGUGGAAUGUUCAUCAUGCGGGACAGCCAAUGCCAGGUGAGGAGCAGGAGGAAAUUGUAAUGACCGGUACUCAAUCUAAUAUUUUGAAUAUUACUUGUCCAUUGACUGGAAAACCUAUUACCGAGCUUGCAGAACCAGUUCGCAGUUUGGAAUGCAGGCACAUUUAUGAAAAGAAAGUAAUUAUGCAAUAUUUAAAGUCAAAGCAACACCGUGGUCGAUGCCCAAUAUCAGGUUGCCCAAAGAUAUUGCAGGCAGAUAAGCUGGUGCAUGAUCCGUUGUUACUGGUUGAGAUUGAUGAAAUGCGCAAAAUGAAUAAAGAAACUGAUGUAGAAGAUUUUACCAUGCUUAGUGAAGAUUAGGGAUUAAUUAAACCAACUGCUGAUAGGAUUUUAUCUGUAAAUUCUAGUAGUUUUGGACAUCCACUUGCUCGUGGUCCAUUACUUGUGUUAAUAUUUUUGGGCUGUGUACGCUUGUUUUCAGGAAAAGUGUAAUAUCCUAGACAUGCCAGACUUGCAAAUUUGCAACACUUGCAUAUAUCAGUGUUGUUUCUAUGAUGGCGUCAUGUUCCAUGAUUUAUCUCAUUGCUCAACCUUGCAGCCUGGUACUCUGCUUUGCCUGUUAUCUUUUUGUUUAUAAUUUUUGUUUUCCUACUUUCUAUUAUACUUCUGAUCUGACUCUACUGGAAGUUUAGAAUAUAAAUGUUACAAAAUAAUAGAGUAAAAAAAGGAUGACCCAAUGGACCGGACGAGAUUCCACCGAGUGGGGUGGGAAAUUGAACUUGUGAACACUAGGAUAUAACGCAGCAACCUCACUGCUGUGCUAAACUUUGCCCUCACAAAUGUUACAGAGUACAAAACGUAUUAUCCAUCUGUCCAGGAUAUAGGAUACAUUUUUUACUUCUAUUUUCAUUUGCAUUGAGGCUCUAUGUUCUUGUUUUCUUUUUCAUUUUCAGUGCACACGGGAUUUUUGCUCUAGUAACAUAUAAUUCCUUGCGGCUACCAAAUUA